Coffea eugenioides is the source of this 3144-nucleotide messenger RNA. RefSeq lists its product as uncharacterized. The transcript has 6 exons. Bases 1 to 3144 code for a protein of 1047 amino acids. Lineage: Eukaryota; Viridiplantae; Streptophyta; Magnoliopsida; Gentianales; Rubiaceae. The record is from RefSeq and is a predicted model, not a curated record.
AUGAAGAAUCGCGAAUCAGGAUCUUUUCUCAAGCUCCCUUCUAAGUCGAGACCUUUCUUCCUUUGUUCCUUUCCUCAGCCCGUAGGUCACGAUGUGGAGACCUGCCAUGUGUUGAAACCCGAGUUACGUGGUGCCACUGGCCACCAUGCCAAGACUACUGGAACAAGAGAACUUCGGUUGACAGAGACGGUGGAUAUGGACGUUUAUGAUGGGCAUGCAGAGGGCAAUGAGGAAAAGCCGUCCGUUCAGCCACCAGUUGUUAUGACCUACGGACAGAGAGCAGGGGGUACACAAAGGGAGCAAGUGAGGCAGCCCACUGCUGCUACACCAGUGGAGCAGGAGAGGGGGACAGCGGUGGACAGUGGGGGGGUGGUUGCAGUCAAAGGGACUAGCGAUAAGGAGGUGUUGCUGCGACCUGAGGGAGGAGGGGAAGGUAUCAAGGCUGCGGGGAGUGGGCUGGCAGCGAGGGUGGUCAUGCAAUUGGUUGAGAGGCAAGCAAUGUCUUCUGCGGACGACAUGUUGGUUGACGACAUACAAGACACUCAGCGAAGGGUGGGUAACCUCUCUCCUAGGGGCGGGUGUCCUAGGGAUUGUGUUCGGGGGGAGGUGUCACCACUAGAGACAGUGCAUAUGGAUACAGUGGCGAUUACUGACAGCCUUGCGCAGGAGAAAGUGAUUUGUAAGGAGAGAACUGAUGCAAGGUCGCGUGGUCUCCGGGCUGGCUUCCCGUCAGAUAGAACACUACAAUCCAUGGAGAGGGAGGAGUUAUGGAGUGCAUUACUAAGGGAUAAGCCCGCCUUGAACCCGUGGUUUUUGGUGGGGGAUUUCAAUGUGGUCACAAAGACCGAGGAGAAGAGGGGCGGUCUACCAUUUAAACCGUCAGAGGGGUUGGACUUUUUGAAUUUCAUGACGGUGGCUGGAGUCAGUGAUGUGAGAUUCUCUGGGUCAAGGUAUACCUGGUGUAAUAAUCGCUCGGGAAUGGCGUGGAUUUGGAAGCGUCUGGACCGCUUACUUCUUUGUGGGCGCGUUUUAGAGCUUCCGUACGAAGUCAUGGUUCAGCAUUUGUGCUGUGACCCGUCGGAUCAUGCUUCCUUGUUGCUGGUUAUCAAGGAUUGCUGGGCUCAGCCAGUCAGUGGCUCUCCACUGCAAGUACUGGCCACGAGGUUACGGUAUGUUAAAAAUGCCCUUAAGCAAUGGUCUAGGAUGACAUUCAGUGAUAUUUUUGAGGGGGCCCGUAGUGCAGAGCGCGUGGUAGCCGAGGUUGAGAUGCAGUACGACCUGGAUCCGACUGAGCAUCGGCGGGGCGAGUUACAUCGUGCUCGUGCACGGUUGAGGCGUGCGCUUGUAAUUGAGGAGGGUUUUUGGAGACAAAAGGCGUGGGUAAGGUGGCAUUUGGACGGAGAUAGGAACACCAAAUACUUUCAUUCUUUGGUUACGGAACAGAGGCGUAGGGUGGUGAUUCAUCGGGUUAGGGGUACAGCUGAAGAGUGGAUUGAGGGGGAGCCUCAGAUUGGGGAUGUGGCUGUGGGAUUCUUUCAGGAGCUGUUCACGGCAGAGGGGGGCCCACAUUCUAAUGCCGGUCUGGAGGUCAUCCCAAAACUGGUAAUGGACCUGGACAACUCACUGUUAACGAACAUUUCCUCUCUUACAGAAGUUAAGGACAUAGUCUUUACCAUGGAUGGGGAGAGCGCAGCAGGCCCGGACAGGUUCAUAGGAAAAUUCUUUACCUUUGCUUGGGAGGUGGUGGCAUCGGAUGUAUACCUGGUAGUUGUCAGCUUUUUCUGCGGUGGUGAGCUACCUAGGAGUGUCACGGCUACCUCGAUUGUUUUGUUGCCCAAGGUGGAGAACCCCCAAGAUUUCAAGCAGUUUCGGCCGAUCAGUUUGUACAAUUUUGCUAACAAAAUCAUCUCCAAGCUGUUAUCAGCAAGGUUGGCUAUGAUCUUACCCCGGCUUAUAUCUCCUCAACAAAGCGGGUUUGUCCAAGGGAGGCAGAUUAUAGAUAAUUUCCUGCUAGCUCAGGAGUUAGUAGCGGAUAUCAAGAAAUCAAAUCGGGGUGGCAACGUGGUCAUCAAGUUAGAUAUGAUGAAGGUCUAUGAUAGAGUCUCAUGGCUCUUCCUCCUACAGCUGCUGCGGUAUUUCAGGUUCAGUGAGACCUGGAUAGACAUGAUCUGGCACUUAAUUUCGAAUGUAUGGUUCUCGGUAUUGGUUAAUGGGGGUCCGCACGGCUUUUUCAGGUCCUCACGAGGUUUACGGCAAGGAGAUCCCAUUUCACCGGCCUUAUUCAUUAUCGGAGCUGAGGUGUUGUCUCGAGCCUUCAAUGCGCUACCCACACAGCGGGGUUUUACCCCUUUUAGAGUACCUCCUCGAUGUCCUAUAGUUACGCACUUGGCGUUCGUCGAUGACAUGAUCAUCUUUUCUAGUGGGGGGAGGUCGUCUCUACGAUUGGUUAAACGGGUUCUAGAUGAUUACAGUGUGGCAUCAGGUCAGCGGCUCAAUCCUCAGAAGAGCUAUUUCCUUACUCAUCCACGGGCUCCCUCUCAGAGGACAGCGGAUGGAAGGAGUAAGAAGGUCUACUAUGCAAAUACAUACAAUGCGGUGGCGACCCGGAUUCUGUCUUGGAAGAAUCAGAUUUUAUCGGCAGGGGGCAAGGUGGUGUUGAUUCAGAGCGUGCUAGCCUCUAUGCCAGUUUACCUGCUGGCAGCCGCGUCUCCUCCAAAGGGGAUGUUAGUUGCACUGGAGAAAUUAUUCGCCAAGUUCUUGUGGGGGUCAUCGAAUUUGGGGGACAAGUUCCAUUGGAUGUGUUGGGCGGAUCUGUGUUGGCCGAGGGAAGAGGGGGGUGUUGGUCUGCGGGGGUUGAAGCAGGUCUACUACUCAUUUUCCAUUAAGCUCUGGUGGAAAUUUCGGCAACAACAAUCAUUAUGGGCAGAGUUUAUGUCCCAGAAGUAUUGCGCAGGACAGCACCCGUGUCUUGCUGAUGUCGGGCAUCAGGGAUCCCAAACUUGGUGGAGGAUGGUGACGAUGCAGUGUUUUAGGGAGGACAAUAUUAGCUGGGUAGUACGUGCGGGUGCAUUGGAUUUUUGGCAUGACAACUGGAUGGGGUUAGGUGCGCUAUGCGACAAGGUGGAGGUCUUCCAUGAUCAUUAG